AUGCAACGCCGCUUGCCAGCUGCGCUUCUCGUCGCCGUCGGGCGGGCGAUGACCGUCGGGAUCAAGCCGCAAGCCUCGCUCGUGCCACAGCUCUCAACCGCAUCCGUCCUCACCUUUGAGGAGGUGGCAGCGAUCCCGAGGCCUGGCGCUCAGGGGCUCAGCAUGGUGAAGUUCUCGCCAGACGACCGGUACGUGACCUACCUCGGCAGCGUCGAGGCCGCCAGCCUGACGCGCCAGCUCUACGUCUACGACCGGGAGACGGGCAGCACGUCGCUGGUGAUCGCUCCACGCGAGGGCUCUGGCGAGGAGAAGAGCUUCUCCAAGGAGGAGGCGCUGCGCCGCGAGCGGGCGAGGAUCAUGUCGACCGGCGUGACCGAGUACAGCUGGGCGAAGAACGCCUGCCGCCUCCUCGUGCCGAUGGACGGCGCUCUGUUUGUCCAGGCGCGCCUCGAGAGGAGGGACGGCGUCGCAGAGGGCUCCGCAGACAGCCUUCGUCGUCUCUUCGACCCAGACGCCUUUCCCGAGGUCGGGACCGGCCCGCUCCUCGACGCGAAGCUGUCCGACGACGGCGCGCGCUGCUUCUUCGUCUGGGGGGGCGAGGUCUGCGCCUGCGAGGUUGGCUCCGCCGCCGACGCGUGCGCGCCGCGCCGCCUCACGCUCGGCGCGCGCGGGGAGGAGGGGAGGUCGAAUGGGCUUGCCGACUACUGCGCGCAGGAGGAGAUGAGCCGGUACAGCGGCUACUGGCCCUCGCCGGGCGGCGGGGCGCUGGUUGCGUUUGAGGAGGUGGACGAGUCUCACAUCCCCCCCUUCGCAAUCAUGAACGCGGGCGUCGACUCGCCGCACGAGCAAAACGAGCAGCACCACUACCCCUUCGCGGGCGCAGCAAACCCAAAGGAGCCCGCCCGCCGGCCCGCCCGCCACGCGCCACGAGCCAGUGCCACGGCCGGCGGCGCGGCGGACGUGGGCGAGGAGGCGGCGCCGAGCGAGGCGCCGACGUGGUUCGACCUGUCCGGCCCGUUUGGGGCAGACAGCUACCUCGCCCGCGUGCAGUGGGAUUGCGGGGGAAGCUCGCUGCUCGUCGAGAGCCGGGACCAGCGCUCGCUGGCGCUCCUGCGGUGCGACGCAGCGACGGGGCGCGUAAGCACCGUCCUCACGGAGCAGUCUGACACUUGGGUCAACCUGCACGACAUGCUGGCGCCUCUGGGCGGCGAGCGGGCGGAGAUUGGCUGCCAGAGGUCAGCCGAGAUCGGUCGAGAUCGGUCGAGAUCGGUCGAGACUAGGCGGAGAGGAGCUGGUGUGGGCGUCGGAGCGCACGGGCUGGCGCCACCUGUACGUGCACUCUGCAGACGGCGCUUGCCUGCGCGCGCUGACGAGCGGCGAGUGGUGCUGUUUUCGGCCCGCGCCGCAGACGCCCGCGUGGCGUCGCUCGGCGCGGUCCUGCGGCCGCCGCGUUUCGUCUCCUUCCCCUCGAGCGACGGCGCCGUGACGCUGCAGGCGGCGGCGGCGGUCUACGAGCCGGACGAGUCGAUCUUUGGUCACGGACCGCACCCCACCGUCGUCUCCUGCUACGGCGGGCCGCACGUGCAGUACGUGCAGAACGGCUGGAGCCUCGCCACCGCCGACUUGCGCGCUCAGUUCCUGCGCGAGCAGGGCUUCCUCGUCCUCAAGCGCGGUCUUGCCUUCGAGGGGGCGAUCAAGGGCGACCUCGGGAGGCUCGAGGUGGACGACCAGGUCGCCGCCGUCGAGUGGGCCGUCGCACAGAGCCUCGCCGACCCCGCCCGCGUCGGCAUCAUGGGGUGGUCGUACGGCGGCUACCUCUCGGCCAUGUGCCUCGCGCGCGCGCCGUCCACCUUCCGCUGCGCCGUGGCUGGCGCACCCGUCACGAGUUGGGACGGCUACGACACGCACUACACGGAGCGGUACAUGGGUGGAACGCCUCAGUCCGCGCCGGAGGCGUACGAGCGGUCCUCGGUGAUGAGCCACGUCGACGGGGUCGAGGGCGCGCUGCUGCUCGUGCACGGACUGAUGGAUGAGAACGUGCACUUCCGGCACACGGCGCGGCUGACGCAGGCGAUGGUGGAGGCACAGAAGAGCUACGAGCUGCUGUGCUUCCCCAAGGAGCGGCACUCGCCGCGCAGCCUCAAGGACCGCGUGUAUAUGGAGCAGCGGGUCUUUUCGUUCCUCCAAAAGUGGCUGAAGUAAGCCCGCUGUGCACACUCAGGGAGCGAGCGUGUGGUACUAUGAUGUACUUAUUGAGUCUCACGUGU
This is a messenger RNA of Emiliania huxleyi CCMP1516, 2267 nucleotides long. RefSeq lists its product as hypothetical. NCBI's taxonomy places the organism in Eukaryota, Haptophyta, Isochrysidales, Noelaerhabdaceae. The transcript is spliced from 13 exons. Gene Ontology annotation, biological process: proteolysis. The record is from RefSeq and is a predicted model, not a curated record. Bases 1 to 2202 code for a protein of 733 amino acids. Gene Ontology annotation, molecular function: serine-type peptidase activity; dipeptidyl-peptidase activity.